Molecule: messenger RNA, 2040 nt
Organism: Acanthosepion pharaonis
Lineage: Eukaryota; Metazoa; Mollusca; Cephalopoda; Sepiida; Sepiidae
Source: the annotation of a GenBank genome assembly
AUGCCUUUGCAUGAGAGAGUGUCACUUCUUGAUCCAGCUUUUCAUCCAGUUUUGUCAUUUUCCCAAGAAAUUCCAUUACCAGUUCAUUUUGAAGCUUUGCUAAAAAGUGGAGAAUGGCAGAAUAAACCGCCACCAAAACCUGCCAAGACAACGGCAAAUGAUCGAAGACGACAAAAGAUUUUACAACAAAAUGAGGCACGUCGCACAAGCAAAAAGUUGAAGAAUGCAGCUGCUGUGCUACUCUCCUCUGCAAAAUUCCGAAGUCGGUAUGAUAAAAAACCUGUACAAAAGUCUCGUCCUAGCACCACCACCAAUUCGGCAGCAAUGACCUCAAUGAGUUUAGCUGCUCAGUCUACAUCAUCUUCAUUACCUACAACUCCACAAAACAAAGUAACUGAUAAACGUUUAUGUAGGACUGAAAUUAAGAAACGGAGAGCAGCGCAAUUAGCAAUUGUUCUAAAAAAGUUUCCAUCAAGGUCCAUUUCUUUAGGAGGUAGCAGGCUAAGUGGGAAACGCCGUUUUAGAUCAUCAGAACAGGCUUGUCUAAAAGAUGGAUCUUCAGCCAUUAAUUGUCCCUCUGCAACAUUCAAAGAGAUGAAAGAAGCUACAUUAAGGAAAAGACGUGGAGAGAGUGCCUUUGAUAUUAACAAUAUUGUCAUUCCAUACAGCAUGGCAGCAUCAACUCGUGUAGAGAAGUUGCAAUAUAAAGAAAUAGUUACCCCAAAAUGGAGGAAGAUUGAUCAAGAACCUGUUUCUGAAUAUAAAGUAGAAGGUGAAGAUAGUUUUACAUCUUCACCAAAUUCUUCAGUUGGUAAUAGAAAACAACUAACUGCAAGCCAAACAAAUGGUAUUUCUACAUGUCAAAAUGAGGAAGAAGAUGAUGAUGAUGAUGAAGAUGAUGAUGAAGAGCUUGAGAUUGAAGAUCUGUCUGAUGAACUUUAUAUCCAGCGUCAUGCAAAAUGUGAAACUCAAGAGAAAAAGAGAUUUGUUUCUUUUUUCCAACAUGGAAGGCGUGGUCAUCGUUCAGUUCGCUCUGAUGAUACAGAGCCAGUCUCUCCUGAAUCUGUGGGUGUUCUUGAUAGCAAUUUGAUGAUUGGCUCACCAGUUCACCCUCCUACCUCAUCAUCUUCACGCCAUGGACCAUGUACUGAUGCUUUAGUUUCAACACUUUCUUCCCAAUCCCCUUCUCCACUACCAACUUUGUUACCAUUACAAGACCGUUCCACUUCACUGAAUCAUCCCUCCCCUAAUGAUAAACUUCAUUCAGUUUCAGAGUUAACAGAAAACCAAUCUUUACUUACAUUAGAUGAAACAGACAGGAUGAAACAAAGUAGAAGCUUCUCUUAUAAUCAAAGACAGACAGAAAUGGAAGAAAGUGACAAUCCUCUCACUGCAGCUGGUUAUAAACAGCAGGAGCAGUCUUAUUUGAAAUCUGAUGGACUUGAAGGAGUUUCACCUCAUUUGUUAUCACAGACAGUAUCAAAUAUCGUUCACCGGUCGCAAAGCCCUUUGCUGAGCAAAAUCUCUCAAAAUGCAACAGCAGCACUCUCUGCUCAUUAUUCAUCAACACAAUCCUUUAGUCCUCACCCUUAUCCCACAGAUACUUCCAUUCAAACUCGCCCUUUGACACCAACCACCUCUCACCCAACCACUCAUCUCCAAAAGUUCUGUGAUGAACAAUUGGGCAGAAGGCGUUGUAGUUCUUUAUCGAAACAUGAACGUUCGUGCUAUGAGGAUGACAGCGACCUUUUUGACAUGCAUGAACAUUCAACUGUUGAACCCUGGAUUCCUCGAACUUUUCCAUUAAGUGAAUUAGAAUAUGAAACAAUGCAAAUUGAACAUUGCUGUGAAACCAAAAAAAAUAGUGAAAAUGUUCCUGAAAGUUCUCAACCAGAAUCAAGAACACCAGGAAGUAGUCAUCCAUGUUCUCCACUGCCAAGCAGUUCUUCUGCAUCAAAUGCAGAAGAAGAUCCCAAUGAUCCAGAAUGGAAAGUAAUUGGUUCAAAAUCAGGCAUAGUCCUUCGCUUGGCUAAGAGGUGA